AUGUUGGGGUCGGUGAAAAUGGAAUCACAUGAAGUUCCCGAGUGGAACAGUUUGUAUUCAGACCCAGGCGAGAUCUACCCUGUGGCGAGCAGUAUGAAUCCCGGCCUGAGCACCAUGAACACAAUCAACAGCUACAUGAGCAUGAAUUCCAUGGGUUCGGUCGGAAACCUUUCUCCAGCCUCACUCAACAUGUCCUACACCAACCUCAGCCCGCCCCUCUCAGUCUUACCAGGCGCCGUCAGCCCAAUAACCAAUGGCCUAUCAUCCAUGCAUAGCUCGAUGAGCCCUGGUGUUUGUCCGGCAGGGGGCCAGGCCACCCCCAUCAACUCGCUGUCUCCCUACCAGCCCAUGGGCCAAGGCCUGGGGUCCCUGUCGCUAUCCCCAGCGUUGAACAGGGGAAAGGACCCAAAGCCGUACCGCCGAAACCUCAGCCAUGCGAAGCCGCCCUACUCCUACAUCUCCCUGAUCACCAUGGCCAUCCAACAGUCCUCCAACAAGAUGCUGACCCUGAACGAGAUCUACCAGUGGAUCAUGGACCUCUUCCCAUACUACAGAGAGAACCAGCAGAGGUGGCAGAAUUCCAUCCGCCAUUCCCUCUCGUUCAACGACUGCUUCGUGAAGGUGCCCCGGUCACCAGACAAACCCGGGAAGGGCUCGUACUGGACCCUGCACCCCGACUCGGGGAACAUGUUCGAGAACGGCUGCUACCUCCGCCGGCAGAAGCGCUUCAAGUGCCAGAAGGAGAAGCUCUCACCCCGGCCGCCUCUGGAACCGGGCGUCAAGGGCUUGGAGGGCGGCCCAGAUGGGAAGAACUCCAGCCCCAGCUCCGAGGAUGCGGAGUCCAGUAGGUCUGACACCUCCCCGGGCUCCGAGGAGCAGCGGACCCUGACCGAGCUCGGCUGCCGCCGGGUGGACAACCCAUCUUCGGUUCCCGGGCCUUCGCCAUCUCCAGCUGCUAUGCACCAGACGAUGGUCCAUCACCUCCUCCCGCCUUCGGUCCAGCACCUGCCUGACCUCCAGAGCGAGCUGAAGCUGGACCCUCACUACAGCUUCAACCAUCCCUUCUCAAUCACAAACCUGAUGUCCUCCGAGCAGCCCCACAAGGUGGACCUGAAGCUCUACGACCAGCCCGCUCACUACAACAACAUGUACAACACACUGCUCAGCAAAAAUGGCUUCGAGACGCCCGUCACGAUGAACGAUCCCGGCUCCUAUUAUCAGGUGAUGUACAACAGAUCCGUCCUCAACACUUCGUAA
Molecule: messenger RNA, 1257 nt
Organism: Carcharodon carcharias (great white shark)
Lineage: Eukaryota; Metazoa; Chordata; Chondrichthyes; Lamniformes; Lamnidae
Product: forkhead box protein A2-like
Exons: 2
Coding region: 1-1257 (418 amino acids)
Biological process (GO): anatomical structure morphogenesis; cell differentiation; regulation of transcription by RNA polymerase II
Molecular function (GO): DNA-binding transcription factor activity, RNA polymerase II-specific; transcription factor binding; protein domain specific binding
Source: RefSeq, a predicted model, not a curated record